Molecule: messenger RNA, 1635 nt
Organism: Anopheles nili
Lineage: Eukaryota; Metazoa; Arthropoda; Insecta; Diptera; Culicidae
Product: polyserase-2-like
Exons: 5
Coding region: 1-1635 (544 amino acids)
Biological process (GO): proteolysis
Molecular function (GO): serine-type endopeptidase activity
Source: RefSeq, a predicted model, not a curated record
AUGAUUCGUCCGCUCGGUGCAUCAAAGCUGCAUUCGCCUCUAGCCAUCCUACUCUCGCUGCUCGCCGGUGCAUCCUUGACCACCACCACGGCCAACGACAUCGCUUGCGGCCAGCGACCCAUCGUCACCUCCGGAACCAUCGCCCACGGUCAACCCAGCUGGCCAGGACAGUUUCCCUGGCAUACGGCAAUCUAUCGAUCCGAGCAGCUGCUCACCAUCUCGUACGCUUGCGGUGGUUUCGUCGUGGGUGACCGGGCGAUAAUUACGGCCGCCCAUUGCGUCACAGCCCCCAGCGGCUAUCAGCUGGCGGCCGAUGAGCUAACCGUUCGGCUCGGUUUGCACGAUCUGCUCGUCCUGGCACGUCACUCCCAGGAACACCGAGUUCGACGGGUCCAUCGACAUGGCAACUUUUCGGCCGGAUCACCUCGCCACGACGUAGCUCUUCUGACGCUGCGUACCAACGUCGAGUUUGGUCCAUUCGUGCAACCCAUCUGCCUGCCUGGUGCGGGUCCUGGACAGGAAGCAUUUUCCACGUUGCGGUUCGGAACUGUGACGGGUUGGGGCUGGACGGAGGAUAACACACCAGCUAGGACGCUCCGGUCAGCCUCGGUUCCGCUGGUCAGCCACAUCCGGUGCCUGGAAACUGAUCCGACGCUGUUUGGACCCCUUCUGCACGAGGGCAUGUUUUGUGCGGGUUGGGAAAACGGAACUAACGUGUGCAAUGGUGACAGUGGAGGCGCACUGGUGGCCAACGUUAAUGGCAGCUGGACUGCUUUUGGGGUCGUUUCGUUCACGGGACUCCUGGAGCCAUCCGAUGACUCUCCGUUGCGCUGCAACACCAAGAGCCUGGCGGGUUUCACUAACCUACUCCAGUACCAGGACUGGAUCGAGUCCAUUGCUCGAUCGGAAGCGGUCACUCUGUCUGUCUCUGUAGCCAUUCAGCAUCAGCCGCCGAUCGAAACGCCUGGCAGGAUUAGCGAAUCAAUGUGCCGCCGGUAUCGUGUGAAUUGUCUCGGCAAGGACCUCUCCUACCUGGCGACAGUCGUCCAUCCUGUUCAGCCCCCACACACCCUACUCGUGAUUGAUUGCUUUGCCGUGCUGAUAAGCGACCGCUUCCUUCUGGCACCGGCCAGCUGCCGAAAAGGGCCAUUGGGCGCAGCCCCGACCGGGCAAUUCAUUAUCCUGGAGGUGGCCGGCCAAGCAAUGGACUGCCGCAUAAAGACGUUCCAUCAACACCCGAAUUUUGUCAACAACAACCCACCGACGGAGCCGCAGGACCAAAGCAAUCUCGCCCUAAUCGAACUGGAACGAAAGGUGCCCCUGUCCACCUGUCAGUUUGUGUGCCUUUGGACCGGAGGUGGCGAAAGCGACACGCUGCCUGCCAUCACACUUUACUCGGCCGUGAACGGCACAACCGGUGACAAAUCGAUCCGCCCUUCGGAGGGCCGUUGCUACGAUGAGCUGCUGGGACCGAUGGUCAUGCUGGGCGAACCGGAAGGUGCCCGGGUCGAUCGAUUGGUGGGCAUUGUUCUGUGGCGGAGUUGCACGAAAAUUCGCUUCAUCAGGCUCGACCCCUUCGUUGGGUGGAUCGAGUCGGUUGUGUGGCACAAUCAAAAUGGGCCUACAUCGGAGUAG